Molecule: messenger RNA, 634 nt
Organism: Leptinotarsa decemlineata (Colorado potato beetle)
Lineage: Eukaryota; Metazoa; Arthropoda; Insecta; Coleoptera; Chrysomelidae
Source: RefSeq, a predicted model, not a curated record
CUUUAUGGCAACAGGAGAGAAGUAUUCGCUUAACAGCUCCACAUUUUGGUGACAUUUGCAAGAUGCGAAAAACAACAUCUUGUGUCAAUAAGGUGAAAAACUUACUUUAUGCCACCUUCAGAGAAAACGAAAACACCAAGUAUGGAAGAGAACAUGAGCCAUUCGCAAUUAGACAACUAGAGAAUGAUUUUGAUGUCAAAGUUGAACCUUGUGGAAUGUUCAUUGAUGAAUACGACUAUAUUUUUGGAGCCAGUCCUGAUGGGUUGAUAGGAGAUGACGCCAUUGUUGAGGUGAAGUGCCCCAAAACUGCGUCAAAAAUGCACCCCAAAGAAGCAAUCGAGCAAAAAAUAAUAAAUUUCUGUACUCUAGAUGAGAAUCUACACUUACAGCUGAAACAAAAUCAUAAUUAUUACUAUCAAGUACAAGGACAGCUACACAUUACUCAGCGUUCUCUGUGUUAUUUUGUAAUUUGGACUCCGUUGGGAAUUUUAGUUGAAAAGAUUAUCAAGGACGAUUCAUUCUGGACGAAUAAAAUGAAACCAAAGUUGGAAAAUUUCUACAACAGUUGCCUCCUGCCCAAAUUGAUAGAUCGUAGAUACCCGAGGAAAUUGGAAAUUCGCAAUCCACCACGCCA